Xiphophorus couchianus (Monterrey platyfish) is the source of this 1372-nucleotide messenger RNA. RefSeq names its product oocyte zinc finger protein XlCOF6.1-like. Gene Ontology annotation, biological process: regulation of transcription by RNA polymerase II. The record is from RefSeq and is a predicted model, not a curated record. NCBI's taxonomy places the organism in Eukaryota, Metazoa, Chordata, Actinopteri, Cyprinodontiformes, Poeciliidae. The annotation marks the transcript as partial. Gene Ontology annotation, cellular component: nucleus. The transcript has 4 exons. Gene Ontology annotation, molecular function: DNA-binding transcription factor activity, RNA polymerase II-specific.
AACACACAGAAAGACACAGAGCACGAGGCAGCCUUAGCUUUGUUAGAAGGCUGCGCGCAGAUUUAGUAUUUUAGGUAAAUAUGUGAAUAUUUGCUGUAAAAAAAUGUCUUCAGUUCCGCCUCAGAGAGAGUUUAUCAACGAGCAGGUAACUCCUGCGGAAGAAACAUUCACAGAGUUUAAAGUAAUUAAAGUCAAGAUCGAGGAAGAGAUGGAGGAUCAGACAGAAAUCAACGUAAAGAUGGAGGAAGAGAUGGAGGAUCAGACAGAAAUCAACGUAAAGAUCGAGGAAGAGAUGGAGGAUCGGCGCAGACUGCUGGAUUUUACUCGGAUACCGAAGAUCAUCUUACACCGGAUAGAUCUCCCACAAUGUUGUGUGUGUAAAGAGGAGGAGGUUCUCAAUGAAACAGAACCACAGAGGAACCAACUCAUCUCUCAUGGCUCUGCAGAAGCUGAGAGCCAGAAUCAGGAAGGAAUCAAUUCUGAAGACCCAGGAAAAAAGAGAAAGGAAGAACAGAAACAAAAGGAGAGAUAUGAGAAAACCAAAGAGCAGAAAGGCAGAACUGACACUUCAAAACAAAAAAAGCACAAGAAAGCUCACGCAGGGCAAAAAUUAUAUUCUUGUAAAAUUUGUGAUGAAACCUUUUCUCAAAAAGAUAUCUUGCUGAGACACAUGAGAAUUCACAAAGAUGAGCGGCCUUUUUCUUGUGGGACUUGUGGAAAGAGUUUCUCUCGAAAGGACGCUCUAAAUGUCCACAUGAUAAAUCACACAGGUGAGAAGCCUUUUUCUUGUGGGACCUGUGGAAAGAGUUUCUCUCGAAAGGACGCUCUAAAUGUCCACAUGAUAAAUCACACAGAUGAGAAGCCUUUCUCUUGUGGGUCUUGUGGAAGAGGUUUCUCCCUAAAAACUCAUUUACAUGUUCACAUGAGAAUUCACACAGGUGAGAAGCCUUUCUCUUGUGGGUCUUGUGGAAAAAGUUUCUCUCAGAAAGGCCAUGUAAAUGCUCAUAUGAAACUUCACACAGGUGAGAGGCCUUUCUCUUGUGAGACCUGUGGAAAGAGUUACAGUGAAAGAAGGACUUUAACUCAGCACAUGAAAAUUCACACAGGUGAGAGGCCUUUCUCUUGUGGGUCGUGUGGAAAACGUUUCUGUCAACAAGGUCAUUUAAAUGUUCACAUGAGAAUUCACACAGGUGAGAAGCCCUUCUCAUGUGGGACUUGUGGAAAGAGUUACAGUGAAAGAAGGACUUUAACUAAUCACAUGAGAAUUCACACAGGUGAGAGGCCUUUCUCAUGUGGGUCGUGUGGAAAACGUUUCUGUCAACAAGGUCAUUUAAAUGUUCACAUGAGAAUUCACACAGGUGAGAAGCCCUUC